Messenger RNA from Zea mays, 3466 nucleotides. RefSeq lists its product as uncharacterized. Gene Ontology annotation, biological process: protein phosphorylation. The transcript is spliced from 17 exons. Bases 282 to 3203 code for a protein of 973 amino acids. The record is from RefSeq and is a predicted model, not a curated record. NCBI's taxonomy places the organism in Eukaryota, Viridiplantae, Streptophyta, Magnoliopsida, Poales, Poaceae. Gene Ontology annotation, molecular function: protein kinase activity; ATP binding; protein binding.
AUUUUCUUUUUUUUUUCUCAAAUCUGAUUCAAAGACUUCGUACGCUUGCUACUUAUUGGAUGAGCUGGGACGACAUGUUCAUUGAAUUCAUACAUGUAGGAGAUGAUGAACUAUAUGGAUGGAUAUCUUGACCAGUUCAAUGAAUAUACAAUUCAAGGCUCAUUUCCUACCUUACAUGCCUGCCAACUAAUAUGACCUACUGCACUUCUGCCAAAGCUUCUUGCCUUCGAAGGAGGAAGAAGAAGAUGAUGAGCAGCUAAGAAGAAUUCGGCAACAUCUCCAUGAACUCUCCAAAAAUGGAGCUUUCUCCAUGGCUUGUGUUCUCCUUGGGUUUCCUUGCGCAGGCUCUCGUCAUCUUGGCUGACACGAAUGCACAAGACGCUUCUGGGCUGAAUGGGAUUCAAGAUUCCUGGAACAAGAAGCCAUCAAACUGGAGGGUGGGCACUGACCCAUGUGGAGAUAAAUGGAACGGGAUAAGCUGCACCACAAGCCGGGUCACGGCUAUAAGACUCUCGAGUUUAGGAUUGUCAGGAUCCCUUUCAGGCGACAUCCAGUCCCUGUCCGAAUUGCAGACCUUGGAUUUCUCCUACAACAAGGACUUGGGCGGUCCUCUUCCUGCGUCCAUCGGAAGCCUGAGUAACCUCGAAAACCUGAUUCUUGUCGGUUGCAGCUUUUCUGGAGAAAUACCGAAAGAACUCGGACAGCUCACCAAGCUUAGAUUUUUAUCUUUGAACUCAAACAAGUUCAGCGGUUCCAUUCCGGCAUCACUCGGAAGGCUCUCGAAUCUAUACUGGUUUGAUCUGGCUGACAAUAAGCUCUCCGGAGGACUCCCGGUGUUCGACGGCACGAAUCCCGGGCUGGAUAACCUGACAAAUACAAAGCACUUCCACUUCGGGGUCAAUCAGCUCUCAGGAACAAUACCGAGCCAGAUUUUCAACUCAAAUAUGACGCUGAUACAUGUGCUUCUUGACAACAACAACUUCACCGGACGCAUUCCUCCUACUCUGGGCCUUCUCAAUACACUAGAAGUCAUGCGUUUUGAUAACAACUACCAGCUGACUGGGCCGGUUCCUAGCAACAUCAACAACCUCACAAAACUUGCAGAGCUCCAUCUGGAAAACAACCAGCUGACUGGUCCACUGCCAGACCUCACAGGGAUGAUCGCGCUCAGUUUUGUGGACAUGAGCAACAACAGCUUCAAUGCAUCUGGUGUUCCUUCCUGGUUCACCACUCUGCCAUCUUUGACCUCACUGUACCUUGAAAACCUGCGUGUCACAGGGCAGCUGCCCCAAGCCCUGUUCAGCCUUCCUGCAGUUCAGACACUAGUUUGCAGGAGGCUCCGGGGAAACCGUUUCAACGGCACGCUAACUAUCGGAUCAGACUACAGCACUCAGCUCCAGCUAAUCGAUCUGCGAGACAACCAAAUCAGCCAGAUAACUGUCGGCGGAUCACAGUACAACAAGCAGCUCAUACUAGUCGGGAACCCCAUCUGCAGCCCGGGGACGGGGAGCAGCGAGAAAUACUGCGCGUCGCCGGGGCAGUCCAACCAGGCGGCGCCGCCGCCGUACAGCACCCCGAUGAACUGCUCGGGGCUGCCGCCGCCGUGCCUCUCGGACCAGCUCGUGAGCCCAGGCUGCGUCUGCGCCGUGCCCUACAGGGGCACCCUGUUCUUCAGGUCGCCGUCCUUCUCUGACCUCAGCAACGGCUCGUACUGGGGCCAGCUGGAGACCGGCAUCAGAGCCAAGUUCCGGAGUCUCAGCGUCCCCGUCGACUCGGUUGCGCUCCACGAUCCGUCCGUCAACUCGGUCAACAACCUGCAGCUCGCGCUGGAGGUGUUCCCCAGCGGCAAGACCCAGUUUAGUGAGCAGGACAUCUCUGACAUCGGGUUCAUACUCAGCAACCAGACGUAUAAGCCACCCUCAGUAUUCGGUCCGUACUAUUUUCUUGGCCAGCCGUACAGCUUUGCCAAUGUGGUGCUAAUACCUUCCAAAUCGAAGGCGAACAACCGCUUACCUCUGAUCGUCGGAGCCUCGGUGGGUGGAGCGGUUCUUGUUGCAAUAGUUCUUGCUCUUGUUACCAUCGUCGCAAGGAGGAAGAAGAGACCAAAGCAGAACGAAGAGAGGAGCCAGUCUUUUGUUUCUUGGGACAUGAAGAGCACGAGCGGCAGCAGCGUCCCCCAGCUGCGCGGCGCGCGCACGUUCAACUUCGACGAGCUGAGGAAGAUCACCAGCAACUUCUCGGAGGCGAACGACAUCGGCAACGGCGGCUACGGGAAGGUGUACAGAGGGACCCUGCCUAGCGGGCAGCUGGUGGCCGUGAAGAGGUGCCAGCAGGGGUCCCUGCAGGGGAGCCUCGAAUUCAGGACGGAGAUCGAGCUGCUCUCCCGGGUGCACCACAAGAACGUGGUCAGCCUAGUGGGCUUCUGCCUGGACCAGGCGGAGCAGAUCCUCGUCUACGAGUACGUCCCCAACGGCACGCUCAAGGAGAGCCUCACGGGCAAGUCCGGCGUGCGUCUGGACUGGCGGCGGCGCCUCCGGGUGCUGCUCGGCGCCGCCAAGGGCAUCGCCUACCUCCACGAGCUAGCCGACCCGCCUAUCGUGCACCGCGACAUCAAGUCCAGCAACGUCCUCCUUGACGAGCGCCUCAACGCCAAGGUCUCCGACUUCGGCCUCUCCAAGCCCCUCGGAGAGGACGGCAGGGGACAAGUCACCACGCAAGUCAAGGGCACGAUGGGCUACCUUGAUCCUGAGUACUACAUGACGCAGCAGCUUACGGACAAGAGCGACGUGUACAGCUUCGGCGUGCUGAUGCUGGAGAUGGCCACGGCGAGGAAGCCGCUGGAGCGCGGCCGGUACAUUGUCAGGGAGAUGAAGGUGGCGCUGGACCGUACCAAGGACCUGUACGGCCUGCACGACCUGCUGGACCCGGUGCUGGGCUCGUCGCCGUCCGCGCUGGCCGGGCUGGAGCAGUACGUGGAUCUGGCGCUGCGCUGCGUCGAGGAGGCCGGCGCCGACCGGCCAUCGAUGGGCGAGGUGGUCGGCGAGAUCGAGCGGGUGCUCAAGAUGGCCGGCGGCCCGGGGCCCGAGUCCGCGUCCAACUCCAUGAGCUACGCCAGCCGGACGCCGCGUCACCCCUACGGCGGCGACAGCCCCUUCGACCACAGCAACAGCGGGUUGCCGUCCGCGAGGGUUGAGCCCAAGUGAAUCUACAGCGCGCGCCGCGAGUACAUGCGGAAAAGCUUCACUCUUCAACAAAAGCUAGCUCUGAAUGUACAGGGUAUUGUAAUUAUUAGUGUUAUAAUUUUGGUUACUAUGAUAGGUGUGCGAUUGGAUUAAGAACUGAUUUCUUGAUAACGAUUGUUUACAUGAUAAUUUUGGUUGCUAUGUAUUUAAGAUAGAUAUGCAAUUGGAUUGUUGACAUGCUAAUAUAUUUCAUGUAUGUCAUCAAAUACACAAAUGAUUAUUUA